Molecule: messenger RNA, 936 nt
Organism: Abrus precatorius (Indian licorice)
Lineage: Eukaryota; Viridiplantae; Streptophyta; Magnoliopsida; Fabales; Fabaceae
Product: nicotianamine synthase-like
Exons: 1
Coding region: 1-936 (311 amino acids)
Biological process (GO): nicotianamine biosynthetic process
Molecular function (GO): nicotianamine synthase activity
Source: RefSeq, a predicted model, not a curated record
AUGGAUACCCAGCACGAACUCAUAAUAGUAAAGGUAUGUGAAAUCUACGAAAAAAUCUCCAAAUUAGAAAAACUAAACCCCUCCAAACGUGUCAAUGACCUCUUUACCAAACUUGUAACGCUUUGCACUUCCCCUUGUGAAUUAGAUGUUACUCAACUGAGCCAAGAAGUUAGAGAAACUACGGCUAAACUCAUUAGACUUUGUGGGAAAGCCGAGGGACUUCUUGAAACCCAUUACUCAACUCUCAUAGGAUCACAUGAGAACCCCCUAAACCACAUGAAACUCUUCCCUUACUACUCCAACUACCUCAAACUCACCCACUUGGAAUUCACCAUGCUCACCAAACACUGCACCCAAGUCCCCACCCAACUCGCCUUUGUUGGCUCUGGUCCUCUUCCUCUUACCACGAUCAUGUUGGCGACCCAUUACCUUAAGCACACAUGCUUUCACAACUACGACAUGGAUCCAUUAGCAAAUGCCAAAGCCUAUGACUUGGUCUCAUCAGAUCCCGACUUGUCAAAAAGAUUGUUCUUCCACACUAGUGAUAUUGUGAAUGUGACAAGUGGUCUUAAGGAGUACAACGUUGUCUUUUUAGCAGCACUAGUGGGCAUGGACAAAAAGGAGAAAGCAAAAGUGAUCAAUCACUUGGCUAAACACAUGGGUCAUGGAGCAAUUCUGUUGCUGAGGAGUGCACAUGGAGCACGAGCUUUCCUCUAUCCUGUGGUUGAUGUUUCUGAUCUCAAAGGUUUUGAUGUUCUGUCGGUUUUUCACCCAACUGAUGAGGUCGUUAAUUCAGUUAUUGUUGCACGAAAGCGUUCGGUGAAUCAUGGGCUUUACCCACCAGUGCUGGCUAGCAAAUGCUCUGAAGUUGAAGGAUUUAACCCCUUAAAUCAUGGCAAUGUUAUUGAGGAGUUGACCGUUGACGAGCAGGCUUGA